Molecule: messenger RNA, 4448 nt
Organism: Elaeis guineensis (African oil palm)
Lineage: Eukaryota; Viridiplantae; Streptophyta; Magnoliopsida; Arecales; Arecaceae
Product: protein FAR1-RELATED SEQUENCE 7
Biological process (GO): regulation of DNA-templated transcription
Molecular function (GO): zinc ion binding
Source: RefSeq, a predicted model, not a curated record
UUCAGACGUCCCAAAGAUACACGCUCCCGAUCAGCUCCCAGCGAACAGCCGAUCUCCACCGUUAACAGCGCAGGACACCCAAUUUAUCUCCCGCCACGUAGGCCACCCAGGAUGAAUCCAACCAUUUGUGGGUCCUACUCCAGCCCCUGGGUACGUGUCGCCCCUCCACUCGCGUGGCGACACAACUCUCUUGUUCCACGGCGAUCCGCUCCUCCGUCCCAAUUCGCCCCGCCGUUCAUCCCCGCCUCCCUGGCGAAGCACCUGACCGCUCCUCAUCGCCCAGUUCCCCGCCGAUCAAGAUCCAUCCCCCUAGGGUUUCAAACAGGAACUUCUAGGGUUGUUUCCCGUCCCUAAUUUCUACUGAGGUUCCCAAGAUCAGAUUUUUCUCGGCCUAGGGUUUUGAUUUCAUUCGAUUUCCCUCGAAUUCCACCGCCAUGGUGCUGAUCUCCGAGAUAACGGAGGACGGCGCGAAGGAGGGCGAGCCGAAGGAAGGAGAUGGAGAGACGGAAGAGGAGGAUAAGACCGAGGAGAGGCUCCAAGAAGAACGAGACGAGACUAAGGAUAGACCCCAAGAUCCGGCCGCGAGCAAUCCCGCCGAACUGGCCUCGCCGCCGGCUGAGGACCCCAAGGAGGAGGCCCCGCUGCCGGCUGGGAAAAUGCUCUACCAUGAUUAUGCCCUUCGGGUGGCCUACAUCAUGCGGAGCUACCUCUCCAUGCGGCAGGGCGGCGCCGCCGCGGGCGCCCCCGGAGAAGCCGGCAGCGGCGGACCGGGGGGAGAGGAGAGGUGCCGGGCGAUGAUGGAGGUGGUAAGGAAGGAGAGCGGGAGGUGGGCUGUCUCAAGAGUCGUGUUGGAGCACACCCACCCGCUCGAGCCGCCGCCUGACCCCGCCGGAACGAUCGCCGGCGGUGGGCUUAUGCCGAGGAUGGACAUGGAGUUUGAUUCCAUCUCGGCUGCGAAGGCAUACUAUAGUACUUACAGUGAGAAGAUGGGGUUCAAGGCACAGACUGGCUCUGGGAAACGGUCGAGGGGUAAUCGGAUUUUGAUCAUGCAGAGGUUCUUGUGCUCGAAAGGGAGUUAUCCUCCCUAUGGAAGUGCUGCCGAUAGUGCUGCGAGGAAGAGGAAGCGCGGUCCUUAUAAGAAGAGAGUUCAAAAGAAUGCGGAAGAAGCUAAGAAAGAUGGUGAAGUGGUGGAGAUAAUCCAGGUCGAGAGCUCGUCGGAGAAGGCAGGGGCAGUGGGCGAUGAGCACGGAGGAGAGGCCCAAAGUGGUCACUCGAAAAAAAGAACAUUUUUGGCAAAGAAGGAUAUGAUGCCAAAAGAACCACUAAAAGAGAUUAAUUUAGGAAAGGAUUCGGCUGCCGUGGGCAAGGGCCAGGAUGGUGGGAAGGUACCUUUGGUAUCGAAUCCAGCUCAGUCUAAGUUGCUGAGAGAUCUUGGAAUAAAGGUGUCACGUUAUACCCACGAGGAAAGAAGGGAUAUAGUUCGCAAGUACAUGCAGAAGAAGGGCAAUAGACAAGCUGUUGAUAGAUCCAUUAAGAUUCCUUCCCGGCAAGCUCUGGCAGAAAGAAGGCAGCGAGGUGUUGGAGGCAAAUUUCUUAGCAAAGAAGAGAUGCAGACCUUGAAUAGACAGGAGGAACCAGCAGAAGAAGAGCCAGAAUUGCCUGAAGAAGUAGUUGCAAAUGCUGGGGGAGUGCCAAUAGUUGGUAUGGUGUUUGAAAAUGAAGAUAAAGCUUAUGAGUAUUAUGUCAAGUAUGCUGGAAGUAUAGGUUUCAGUGUUCGGAAAGGUGGGUGCGAUAAAUCUGCCAGAAACAUUACUAGAUCAAGGGUGUAUGUGUGUUCAAGAGAGGGGUUUCGCCUUAAGAAUGAGGCAAAGAGACCUAGGCCGGAAACAAGAACCGGUUGCCCUGCACAGAUGGCUAUUAAAAUCACAUCAAAUGGUAAAUACCGUGUGACUGAAUUUGUGUCUGACCAUAACCAUCAGCUUGCAGCCCCAUUAGAUAUUCAGAUGUUAAAGUCUCAGAAGUUGUUAACAAAGGUUCAAACUAGAGGUUGUGAAAAGGCUAGUCUAAUCCCUGCUGGAUAUAAAAAUUAUCUGCGGGCAAAACGUUGGAAGGAUACGCAGGUGGGUGAUACAGGAGCCAUGUUGGAAUACUUACAGAAGAUGAAAGGUGAUAAUCCUUCUUUCUAUUAUGCCAUUCAGGUUGAUGAAUAUGAUCAACUGACCAAUGUCUUCUGGGCAGAUGCAAAAUCCAUGAUAGACUAUCAUUAUUUUGGUGAUGUGGUAUGUUUUGACACAACCUAUAAAGCAAAUAAUUAUGGCAGGCCGUUUUCUCUAUUCAUUGGUAUCAAUCAUCAUAAGCAAUCUGUUAUCUUUGGUGCAGCAUUUCUGUAUGAUGAAACCAUGGAAUCUUUUAAGUGGUUGUUCGAGACAUUCAGAGCUGCAAUGAGUGGGAAGCAACCGAAAACAAUAUUGACUGAUCGAUGUGCAGCUAUAAGCAAUGCAAUAGGUGCUGUCUGGCCAGAUACCACCCAACAUUGUUGUGUGUGGCAAAUAUACCAACAUGCUGUCAAGCACUUAGCCCAUGUCUUUGAAGGGUCUGAAACUUUUGUGCAUGAUUUCAGCCAAUGUAUUUAUGAUUUUGAGGAUGAGGAGGAGUUUCUUGCAGCAUGGAACUCCAUGCUAGAGAAGUACAAUCUCAAAGAUAAUGAGUGGUUGACUAAACUAUAUGAGGAAAGGGAGAAAUGGGCUUUGGUGUAUAGCUGGCAUAUAUUCUGUGCAGAUAUAAAAAGCACACUACGAGAGGAAACUUUAAGUACUGUGCUGAAGGAAUAUUUGAACUCAGAAAAAGAUAUAUCAGAAUUCUUUAAACUAUAUGAGAUGUUGCUACAUGAGCGACGAUAUGCAGAGGUACAGGCUGAUUAUCAUGCAAACCAAGGUACUCCUAGAAUACCUCCUUUGAGGCUGUUGUGGCAGGCUGCAAAUGCAUACACACCUGUGGUGUUUGAAAUGUUCAGAAGGGAGUUUGAAUUGUUCAUGGAUUGCAUGGUUUAUAGUUGUGGUGAAGUUGGAACAUUAUCUGAUUACGGGGCUACUGUCAAGGAUAAAAGUAAAGAGCACUUUAUUAGGUUUGACUCAUCAGAUGGUUCUGUCAUGUGUAGUUGCAGAAAGUUUGAGCAUGUUGGUAUUCAGUGUUGUCAUGUACUGAAAGUACUUGAUUUCAAAAAUAUUAAAGAGCUACCCCCACAAUACAUUUUAAAGAGGUGGAGAAAGGAUGCUAAAGCUGGAAGCAUAAGAGAGGGUCAUGGUUUAAUGCUUGAUGGUGAUCCUAAGACAUCUCAACUGCAUCGUUAUAACUCUCUUUGCCGGAUAUUAUAUAAAAUUGCAUCAAGGGCUGCAGAAAAUCAGGACACGUUCACAUUGAUGGUUAACCAAGCAGAUCAAUUUCUUGAACAAGUUGAGCAAAUUUUGCAAACAAAGCUUCUUGAGAGACCAUCCCUUGCUAAUGCCUCAAAGGGUCAACAUAAUAAUCUGAUUGGGAGUGGAGAUAUACACCAUGAUAAUAACCAUGAAAGCCAAAAGAUGAGUGGGAAAAAGAAGAAUAGUGGAAGUGUACGCCGCAGGCAUCAAAGUGAACAGGAGACAAAUAGAAGGCAAAAAGUGAGAAAAGGACAACCUGAGGAGGCAGAAGUUGGAUCGAGGGAUGAUGAACCCGAUGUAGCACCAAACAACAUUCCCUCUCCAUCAAGAAAUCCUUCUAAUCAGUUCCUUGCACCAAAUCAUUUUAUGCAGGGUCCUUAUGUAACUCCUCAUCAAUUUGGACUUGGCACAGCCCAAGGCUUUCGUCCCAUGACCCAAUUUGGUCAGGAUUCUUCAUCUUCUGCUUUACACCAGCAACUGUUCCAUGGCAGUGCCCACUUGACUCAGGGUUACCCAACUCCUGAUAUGCAUGCCCUGCAGUUUGUUGGGAACAAUUCUCAGCUGGACCACCAGGGAGGUGACCAAGGGCACUGUGCUAUUCCAGUGUGGGAUUUCUUAUGAUGUCUAUCUUGUUCCCCAAAAUCUUGAUUGGAGGUCUAUUUUGGCAUGGAAGGCAAAGUUCUUUUGAUGCAAGUUUGUAAACUAUCUCACCAUCGUCCACUUGAUGUGCCUGCAGCUAAAAUUCUGUACAGCAAACUUCAGAUGUGAGACAUGCAUAAUCAGCAAAUAUUAGUCAGGUUUGGAGCAAAACAUUGAAAAAUAUAUGUAGAAAUCAGGGGAUACAAAUCAGUAGGUGUCUUCCAGAGUUGUAAGUCUGUCAUUUUCUUUCUUUUUCUCCAUUUAGCCUUUUCCAUUGUCUUUUGUGUACUUGAGAUCGACUUUGCUGUUAAUAAUCAUUGUAGCCACGAAUUUGUAUUUAUUUUUAUUACUAAUAAAUCACAUCUCACCUGCCUUGAGCUCUUCAUCUUUUCA